Messenger RNA from Hordeum vulgare subsp. vulgare (domesticated barley), 912 nucleotides. RefSeq names its product hydrophobic protein RCI2B-like. NCBI's taxonomy places the organism in Eukaryota, Viridiplantae, Streptophyta, Magnoliopsida, Poales, Poaceae. The transcript is spliced from 2 exons. Bases 152 to 454 code for a protein of 100 amino acids. The record is from RefSeq and is a predicted model, not a curated record. Gene Ontology annotation, cellular component: membrane.
GCGUCCCCAUUCCGGUGAAGCGGGGAAGCCAAAGCUAUUGUCUGCAUCCCCGCGGCUGCUUCUUCCCACGUCCACACAAUCACAAGAAACGUCGGGGACUCGCCGGUGAUCGAUCCCCAUCACAAGCCGGCGAUCAGUCCGGACACGACCAAUGGCAGAAACCGCAGCGAUAGCACCACCACCACAACCAAUGGCUGAAAGCGCAACGGCGGCACCACCACAACCAAUGGCGGGAAACGCAACGACGGCGGCAGUGGUUGUGGUGGUGCCACCACCAUCACCGCCGGACAACACCAUGACAUUCCUCUGCCUCCUCAUCGCCAUCUUCCUCCCUCCCCUCGGCGUUUUCAUCAAGUACAAUUGUGAGGUUGAGUUUUGGAUCUGCCUGGUCCUAACAUUCUUUGGCUACUUUCCAGGCGUCAUCUAUGCCAUCUGGGUGAUCGUAAAGCCGUAGGGAUUGCACCCGUGGAUGUUAGGACGGCAGGGAUAUGAUUCUUCUCUUCGAAUCCCAGCCAAUAGAAAAAAGAAAGACUUCGGGAAAUCCUAGGGGGAAAGGACGCGCCAUUGGAACGGGACGACUGAAGGAUUUGUCACCGCGGUUUUAGGCUAUGUCUUUUUCCCACCUUCCAUUUUUUGGUGAUGAAAAUUAGUUAUUGUUAUUUGGGAAAUUAACAAUAACGUACAGGUUGUCUUGUCAUUGACAUAUCAUGGCUGCAAAAUUCCAGAGAAACAUGCCAUUCCCUCUUUAUUCAAAAACUGACUUAGGGGGAAAUGAUAUGUUCAUUACAGACUCAAGUGGCCGGGGACACGAACAUAUAUAUCAAUGUAUGGCUCCCAAGUACGUCAGUGCCGAUGAAGUCACUUGUUCAUUAGUUUGAGGUGUAAAAACAAACUUAAAGUGUUACCCACCGC